Messenger RNA from Trematomus bernacchii (emerald rockcod), 4426 nucleotides. RefSeq names its product papilin a, proteoglycan-like sulfated glycoprotein (gene paplna). Lineage: Eukaryota; Metazoa; Chordata; Actinopteri; Perciformes; Nototheniidae. Gene Ontology annotation, molecular function: serine-type endopeptidase inhibitor activity; metalloendopeptidase activity. Gene Ontology annotation, biological process: extracellular matrix organization. Gene Ontology annotation, cellular component: extracellular matrix. The record is from RefSeq and is a predicted model, not a curated record.
GGUGCAACAACAGACUUUCUCCUCUUCUCCUCUUCCUAUUGGUUUCCUGCUGCACGCAAGACAGAUUCAGAGAGACAGACAGGAGAGGGAUAACCCCGCUCUUAUAUCCAGGAGAAGCUGCCUCUCCUUUCAGACGCACCUUUCCCCUCAAAGCUGCUCGGAGCUCCGGAGAAACACACCGAGCUUUGGGACUCAAUCAAUCCGACUUUAGAGGCUCUGCACCCGGAACCAUGAAGACUCUCCUGCCUCUGCUGGUCCUCCUCCAGCUGCUCAUCGCUCCAGCGCUCACGUUGCCCAGCGUGGAUCACUGGGACACCUGGGGUCCGUAUGGAGAAUGUAGUCGGAGCUGUGGUGGAGGGCUGACCAUGAGGAGCCGACGCUGCCUCACCCUCAGGACCGAUGGAGGACACAACUGUGUGGGACCAGAGAAGUCUCACCGCACCUGCAACAUCCAGGACUGUCCCGAGGGAUCGAAGGAUUUCCGCGAGGAGCAAUGCUCCCAGUUCGACGGGACCGACUUCCAGGGGAAACUCUACAAGUGGCUGCCUUAUUACGGAGCGGAGAACCCCUGCGAGAUGAACUGCAUCCCCAGAGGAGAAAACUUCUUCUACCGCCACCGCAGCUCCGUGGUGGACGGGACGCCGUGCCACCCCGGCCGCAAAGAUGUGUGUGUGGAGGGAGUCUGCAAGCGUCUGGGCUGUGACAACAUGCUGGAGUCGGCCCAGCAGGAGGACCCCUGCCUGCAGUGCGGGGGCAACGGACAGUCCUGCUCCCAGGUGAAGAACAGCUUCACUGUACAAGACCUGCCCACAGGCUACAACCAGAUGUUCAUCAUCCCUGUCGGAGCGACCACCAUCAGCAUCAGAGAAACCGUGGCCACACGCAACUACAUCGCUAUCAAGAACCUGCGCGGGGAGUACUACCUCAAUGGACACUGGGUAAUUGAGUUUUCCAGAGCGACCCCUGUUGCCGGGACGAUGCUUUACUACCAGAGAGGAGCCGAGGGAGACAACGUCCCCGAGACCCUCAUCGGCCGCGGACCCACCACCGAACCUCUCGUGGUGGAGCUGAUCAGCCAGGAGCCGAACCAGGGCGUGGAGUACGAGUUCUACCUCCCCAACGGACGCUCCAGACAGGGAUACUACUGGAGCUUUGGGUCCUGGUCGACCUGCAGCAGGGAGUGUGGAUCAGGCUACCAGUCUCGUCUGGUGUUCUGCACCAUCGAUAACGAGUCGUACCCAGAUUACCUGUGUGCGUCUCUGCCGAGGCCGCAGAACAACCGCACCUGCAACCCCCACACCUGCCCCCAGACCCGCAGCUGGCAGAGUGGAGAGUGGAACGCCUGCUCUGUGACCUGUGGCGGAGGCUCUCAGGUGCGCAGCGUGCAGUGCGUUUCCCAUGAUGCAGCGGGGCCCCGUGUGGUGGAGGACGCUGUGUGUGCCGCGUACGCCGAGGCCCCCCUCGCCCUGCAGACCUGCAACAUGCAGAAGUGUGCCGAGUUCAGAGCGACCCGCUGGAGCGCGUGCUCAGUGAGCUGUGGUUCAGGAGAACAGACCCGGGAUGUGAGCUGUGUUGGAUCAGGAGGGAUGAGACUGGAGGAGACCGCCUGCAGCGCUCUGAGUCGCCCCACCGCCGCCCGGACCUGCACCCAGCCGCCCUGCAUCAGCACCCCCCCGAUCAGCACCCGUCCAAUCAGCUGGCACCUCGGAGACUGGGGACUGUGCUCCAGGAGCUGUGGAUCCGGCUCUCGGGAGCGUCAGGUGAUCUGCUCGGACCGCGAGAGGAACCUGUACCCUGUGAGCGAAUGCAACGCUCACCCCAAACCCUCCACCAUGGAGCGCUGCAACACCCAGUCCUGCUACAGCCCGCAGGUGGUUCCCAGCAUCCAGGACUCACGAGGACACGACAACACUCAGACUGUUUUCCAGCCCUACUCACCGGACCAGUCCACAGCCCGCCGCCCUCAGACCCCAGUGGUGCAGGACCCCCAAGGCUCGGCCCCCGCUCUGCACUGCAGCCAGGGCCCGUACGGCUGCUGCCCCGACGGACGCACUGCAGCCGGGGGCCACCAGGGGCUGGGCUGCCCCCGGCCCCCCCCCCCCACCGCCGUGCAGCCGCACUGCAGCCAGAGCAGUUACAGCUGCUGUCAGGACGGAGUGACGCCGGCUCAGGGUCCCAGCAGAGAGGGCUGUGCAGAGUACUCAGCUCCUGCUCCCACGACGGCUUCCUCUCUCCCCUCUGAGAACGCCGCUCAGUGCAAACUCACCACCUACGGGUGCUGCUACGACCGCACCACGCCAGCAGGGGGUCCCAACGGAGAGAGCUGCCCCAACCCCCCCAACCACAUCGAGCGCUCCUUCUGCUCCCUCCCUCGUGCCGCCGGCUCCUGCUCCAGCUGGACGCCUCGAUACCACUUCGACGUGCUCACAUCCAAGUGCCUUCACUUCUGGUUCGGCAGCUGCCACGGCAACAGCAACAACUUCAUGACCCGGGCCGAGUGCCAACGGGCCUGCACGGUACCGGCACCGAGCCACACGGGCCCCGCACCCCCCCCAGCCCCCGCUGCACCGGCCACCCCAAGGAGGGAGCCCAGCGGGGGGAGAACAGCUGGAACUGGAACUGCAUCAUCGGGUGCAGGCUCCACGUCUGGAGGGUCCACAGGUGCAGGGUCUCGUGACAUGGGGAGGGUCUUCACGGUCCAGGGCGGCUCCAGACAGGCCACCAGCGCCGCCACGCAGGCCCACAGAGCGAGGAUCCUCCGCACCCGCAGACCCCCCCCCUCCACUGCCACUCAGCACACCGGCCCCGCAGCCAGCCUGACUCUGGGGGGGGUGAGCAUCGAUCAGACGGACCCCUCCUCGGUGGAGGCGUUGGUGGGACAGACGGUGGUGCUGCCCUGCAGAGUCAGCCCCCCCCCAUCCUCCACUGUGAAGGUGGAGUGGAGACGAGACGGAGUGCCCCUGUCCACACGCAGGCACCACCAGCAGCCCAACGGCUCCCUGCUGGUCGGCCCUCUCUCUCUGCUGGACUCUGGAUGGUUUCUGUGUGUGGCGACUCGAGAGCAGAAGAGAGACCACCGCUACAUCGACCUGUCCGUCUCAGUGGGUUCUUCGCUGAUGCCCAGAGAUGGUCCUGUCCCUCGGUUCAGUAUCGACCGCUCGGGCUCCUCUCAGCUGGAGAUGCGUUCAGGACAGACGGCCCGGCUCUCCUGCACCAUCGCCCCCCCCUCCGCCCUGCAGGCCGUCAGCAUCCAGUGGACCAAAGACGGGCAGACGCUCAGCGACCCCCGGUUGACGCAGCACUCGGACGGCUCUCUGAGCAUCGUCUCUCUGCAGGCUGCUGACUCAGCGUUCUACACCUGCACCGCCUCCUCUGAGCAGCAGCUGGAGCAGAGGACGCUGCAGCUGAAGGUGCAAGCGGACCUGAAGAUCACCACGGCUCCGAACAACAUCCAGGUCCCUGAAGGCAGCACGGCUCUGCUGCCCUGCGUCGUCUCCGGGGACAACGUGAACAUCGGCUGGUCCCGAAACGGCAUCCCGGUGCGUCCGGACGGCCGUCUCGUCCUGAAGUCGUCUGACGGCAGUUUGAUCCUGAACAGCGUGACGCCUGCAGACGAGGGAACCUACACCUGCAACGCCUACACCGGCAUCUACUCUGUGAGCGCCACGGCCGAGGUCAAGGUCACCAAACACACGCAGCAAGAUGAGGACGUCCCUCCGGAGUGUGUGGACCAGCCGGAUCUCGCUAACUGCGAUCUGAUCGUCUACGCCCGGCUCUGCUCCAACUCGUAUUACUCCAGCUUCUGCUGCGCCAGCUGCACCCGCCACUCUCUGAGGAGGAGGAGGGGGGGCAGGCUCUGGUAGAGAGACACUGAGGGAUGAAGUGGAGGGGAGGACUGCUUUUUAAAAACACUGAACUUCUGCCAAAAGGGACUUAACGAAACACUGCUUUCUGCAGCUAACGCAGAAUCACAUGAGAGGAGAAGAAGGGACGGAUUACUGUUUUUAAAGUUCAGGGAGUCUGUUCGUACACUGCUGCAAAAACACUGAAUAUAAAAAAAGUCACAUAGUAUUUAUAUCACAGUUUGCACAAUCAUCAUCACUCUUGGUUUUUUCCUUGCCAAAUAUACCGUUCCAUUCAUAAAUCUGGUAUUAUAUUUGGUGGAGUCUCAAAAACGUAGGUGCAAACCCCUCGGCAGGACAUACAUUUUUACUGAUUAAAUAAAAAAAUGUGGCUUUAAAUGAAAUGGAAAGUCUGUUGAAACUUUCCUCCUCUCUGAAAUAAGUUAUUCACUCCACAUGUUCUCUGUUUUCUAGAGAAUGAUUACAUUUAUUCCCUCCCAGCUGUCUGUUGUUUUGACCACUGCUCUUUUUUUAAGUUUCACUGAUAUCGGGUUGUAUUUUCUCUUUGUGAUGUUUUAUUUUUA